Molecule: messenger RNA, 1532 nt
Organism: Corythoichthys intestinalis (scribbled pipefish)
Lineage: Eukaryota; Metazoa; Chordata; Actinopteri; Syngnathiformes; Syngnathidae
Product: periphilin-1-like
Exons: 10
Coding region: 164-1141 (325 amino acids)
Biological process (GO): protein localization to heterochromatin; negative regulation of gene expression, epigenetic; negative regulation of DNA-templated transcription
Cellular component (GO): nucleoplasm
Source: RefSeq, a predicted model, not a curated record
ACCAAAUCCAAUCGCCACGCGCUCACAUGAUCACAUCAAACCAUCGGCUGCAUCAACCACAAGCAAAACAAACUUCAGUACACGGAAAUGCAGGGAUUAAACAUCCUUUAGGUCCAUUGCACGGUGCAACAAGUUGAUACAUUUGAGUCCCAUCGCUAUCAAAAUGUCAUAUAGGUCAAGGUGCCACUCAAUGCGUGUCCGUUAUGAACAGCACUACACACCAAUGGAUACAAGAGAGGUGACACUGCAUCGAGUCGUCAAUAUUGUGGAAAGAACAACUCCCAUCCAUUCUUCAGCUGACUAUGACAGACGAUAUGACGAUGACCAGUGGUUUGAGGAUUUCCCAAUCUAUCCUGGCGAAAAUUGUCCCAGGGACUCCGAAUACCCACCAGAUCGAUUCUAUAAUGACUCUGAGUAUGGCACAGGUUUCCGCGGAAAUUCCCCACCCCACCAUCAGGAGCCACACUAUCAACGUCCACGGUAUGGCAGAGACGAUUUGAGGCAUCAGAUACGUUCAAGGAAAAAUGGUCGACCUGGUCCAUAUUCCAAUAGCAGGGGUCGAGGUUACUCUCAAAAUCGAGAGGACCAUAAUCAAUUCAGGCACUCAUCGAACGUAAAAAAUGAGUGGGAGCGCUCAUCUGGGAAAAAGAAAAGCGUGCCACCUGCCAAAAAGAACGCCUCUCCAGAGUUGGACAAAGACUCUUCACACGCGCAGAGUAAGCCUGUUGAUGAUUCGACCCCACCUCCAAGUGUGCCUGCAGAGGACCCUCCAAAGACAUCUACAUUAAUAAAGGAGAAACCCUCUGAUGCUGUCGUGGUGGUGGAAGAUGAGAAAGAGGAGGAGGCAGCAGAAGCCCCUGCUUUCAUGGAGCCCGAUACAAUCCAAGAAGAAGAAUUAAGGGUGCGACGGUCAGAAGCCAUCAAAGCCAAGGCUCUGGAAAUUGAGAAGCAUUACAGACAGGAUUGCGAGACAUUCGUCACGGUGGUGAAAAUGUUGGUGUCCAAGGAACCCACUUUGGAGAAUCUUCUUCAAAAUGCUUUAAAUGCAAACCUGUCAGAGAUGAAGCAGGACUGCUUGGCUUCAUUCAAACACUAUAUCAAAGAACUCAAUGAGGUGUUAUUGGAAGAUAGUUCCACUUAAUUUGGACAAAAUAUUUUUAUUUUUACCAUUGUUCUAGUGAAUAAAAUGUAUUUUUACCUUUUUUUUUUUUUUUUGCAAUUGUUCUUUUAGUCUCUCGUUGCUUUUAUUCUUAUAUAUACUGUAUAUACUACAUGAGCAGCACUUUUCCACUUAACAAAUAUAAUGUUUCUCAGACUUUAUCCAAACAGUUGUACUCAGUGUUAAUUGUUCAGAGAAGUGAAAAUUAUUAUGAUAUCCAAUGUACUGGAAUCAGUAUAUUUUACUAUUAACGGUGUUAGUGUGUUUUAUCGUGACAGUGUUUUGGAUGGUCAGACAAAAGCUAAUGCAAGAGACUUUUCUGAUUCUAAUAUACAGAUUUAUUGUUGUGUAAUUAAUAAACAUUUGGAUGUGC